Molecule: messenger RNA, 2238 nt
Organism: Salvelinus namaycush (lake trout)
Lineage: Eukaryota; Metazoa; Chordata; Actinopteri; Salmoniformes; Salmonidae
Product: phosphatidylinositol 4-kinase type 2-beta-like
Exons: 5
Coding region: 236-517 (93 amino acids)
Biological process (GO): phosphatidylinositol phosphate biosynthetic process; Golgi organization; endosome organization
Cellular component (GO): endosome; plasma membrane; lysosomal membrane
Molecular function (GO): 1-phosphatidylinositol 4-kinase activity
Source: RefSeq, a predicted model, not a curated record
CUCUUUCUCUCCAUCAGACCGAGGGAAUGACAACUGGUUGAUCAAGUAUGAGAAGCCAGGGGAAGGAGAGGGAGAGAAGGCCAUCCAGAUAGCAGCAAUAGACAACGGCCUGGCCUUCCCCUUCAAACACCCUGACGAGUGGAGAGCCUACCCGUUCCAUUGGGCGUGUCUGCCCCAGGCUAAAGUACCCUUCUCCCAGGAGACCAGAGAGCUGGUGCUGUCCCGUCUGUCAGACAUGAACUUCGUCCAGGACCUCUGUGAAGACCUCUACGAAAUGUUUAUGGCAGAUAAAGGUUUUGACAAGACCAUGUUUGAAAAGCAGAUGUCAGUCAUGAGAGGACAGAUCUUAAACCUGAGCCAGGCGUUAAAGGAUAAUAAAACUCCCAUUCAGUUGGUCCAGAUGCCCAGAGUCGUGGUGGAGAGACGCCGGACAGGAGGACAAGGGAGGGUGGUAACAUUAGGAACAGCUUUCACCCAGACCUUCCACUGCAAGAGACCUUUCUUCUCUUCCUGGUAGAGGGAGGGAUGGCUGGAGAGGGAGGGAGAGAGGACAGGGGAGGGUGGAGAGAUGAGGGAAGAGAGGGAGCCUCCUCUGCAACACAAUGACCUACCCUCCUGGUAGAGAGAGAGAGAGAGAGGGUGAGAGAGAGAGAGACAUGAAGAGACUCUCAGAGCAUCUUUCCUCCAGAGGGAUUGGUUUGGAGUUGGACAUCACACGUCUGGGGAAACAUUCCAAAUGGCUCCCUAUUCCCUUUAUAGUGCACUACAUUAGGCCCUGGUCAAUGGGGUUAGUGCACCCUAAAGGGACUAGUGUUCCAUUUGGGACGUAUCCUGAGUGUGUUGAGCUCAUGGCCUUUGUGGAGCGAUGGAUAGCGAUGCUUCGUGGGCGACCGUUGUUGAUGUGUGCAGAGGGUCCCUGGUUCGCGCCCGUGUCGGGGCGAGGGGACGGUUUAAAGUUAUACUGUUACAUUGGUGGCAGUUAUGAAAAAAGUAAAUAGUUGGACACGUUUCAGAGGUAAUUGAAAAUAAUGGCAUUGUUGAACCCAGGAUGUCCUAAAUGGAACCCUAUUCCCUAUCCAGCCCUGCACUAUGUCUGACCAGAGGCUCCAUAGGGGCUAGUGCAUUUAGGGGAAUAUAGUGCUAUUUGGGAUACACGAACAGUGUCUUCGGGUUUUGCGCUACUGCCAAAAUCAUUUUAAUAUAAGCAUAAAGAAAAAGGCUUUUUUUUGAAGGAAUUAAAUCAUGUUAAAAAACUGGAUUAAAUACAAUGUAUGUUGCUUGAAUGUAAGUUUCCAGUUUAUAUUUAAAUAGAGCAACGUGUCUCCGAGACAUUUCAACGAGAGGGAAUACUGUUGACAAUGUGUCGUCCCAAAUAGCACUCCUUUUGAGUGGCUUUUUUGGGAUGCGCUCGACGGUAAUUUUUCAUAGCGAUGAAUGUAUUAACUGAUUGACAUGUACGUGUAAUUUGCUGGUGACAAUAUGCUCUUGGCUAUUAUGGGAUGGGUGGUGGGUUAAACUCGAGGUACGCUGUGCAAUAUGAUGUCAUCAGGCAGCGGGGGGGGGGGGGGGGGGGGUGAACUUCCUGUUUUAAAAACGACAACAAUUAGAAUCUGCCAAGAUGGAGGCUGGGAUUCAAUCUGAUCGCAGGUUACAGACAAAUGUUCCAGCGUUCGCGGAGAUCCCAUUCACAGGAAACGCUACGCAGGUCGGCUCAAUCGGAAAUGUACCUUUUAAAAGGCCUCAAAGUCUAUAAACCAACCAUCAGAUUGAAUCCCGGCCUGAUUCUUCACCCCAAAAAGUGGAACUCCUGGCAGAAUUGUAUUAUUUUGUUGUUGUGAUUUGUUGUUGUCUGUAAACAGGAAGUUACCCUGCUAUGCUAGGUGAUGUCAUAUUGCUGAGUCUUCCGUUAAUCUCCCACCAAAUGGGCAGGAAAAAAGGAAAAAUAAGGACAUUCGCACACUUGCUAAACAUUUUCUACGUUCCCAUACAGCACCCUAUUCCCUACGUAGUGCACUACUUUUGACCAGGGCCUAUAGGGAUAAAGUAGUGCACUUUUCUUGGAUAAAAGUAGUGAACUAUGUAGGGAUUAGGGUGCCGUUGGUGACACAGCCACUGUUUGGGUUUUUCAUAAUUUAUGCAUCUUGAACUUUCUAUUCCUGCUGUAUAAUGAAUGUAAAGGUAGAAUUGUAUUUUUUUUAAAUGUUGGAAACAAUAAAUGUAAAUUUGGGAUUGGUUAAA